Messenger RNA from Anopheles funestus (African malaria mosquito), 6730 nucleotides. RefSeq lists its product as uncharacterized. The transcript is spliced from 2 exons. Lineage: Eukaryota; Metazoa; Arthropoda; Insecta; Diptera; Culicidae. The coding region runs from base 305 to 5860 and encodes 1851 amino acids. The record is from RefSeq and is a predicted model, not a curated record.
UAAACGUAAGCGAACUGACAUUUUGGAGAAAGUUGCUUUCGGCGAAGCAGAAAAAAAAAGCCGGGAAAGUAUUCUUCCAAUAUUCGCUGAAUAGGUUGGUUAACAAAACAAUUGCAGCUAAAACUGCAUCGUUAGAAGGUGUUUCUGCUAAUAGUUUUCAUUUACUAAAACUGGUUUGUUCAUAGAUGAAGGGCGAUUGCUGAAGCAGCGGUUCAGUUCACGACAAGGAUAUAAAAGCAGCAUUUUUUGCCGACAACAUAUCGUGAUUUGUUUCUUGCAGGUAGAGUCUGCUGCAGCAGCAAAAAUGGUGCACAUACACAUGGAGAAUCUAAUGCGUACCGAUCGCCCAUUAACCUGGCUUUCGGAACCGACAUGCGAUAGGUGCUCGCUUCCUUUUAACAACUAUGCAGAUGACCUGUACAAUAGGUUACCGUUGCUGUUGUCCUGCAGCCACCUGCUGUGUGGUCUGUGCGUGCGUGAACAUGCCAAUAGCGACAGCAUUAUGUGUGAGCGCUGCAACAAGUACGUACCAUUUCCGGACAACUACGACCCAAGCUAUUAUAUGCUGGGCAUGUUGGCUCAGAUGCAGCAGGAGUUGAAACAUAUCGAGCUCUACUAUGAGGAAGAAAGUAAGAAUGCGAUGAAGGCUAAAGGUGCUGCUGCAACAAACGGAACGCCUAAAGAUUUCACCAUCGAAUCGAUAGGUGAUAUAAGCACAAUGAAGAAGAUGAAAAGCGUGAUCGAAGAAGCGUUUGAUUCGUACGAAAAAACUAAGCACGUACUUGACAAGCGUGCCAAAUCAUUUCCUGAAAACGUGGAUCGAGUGGUGCAAAAAAUCAAUGCCCAUUUUCUCACUCUUCACAAUGCGCUACAGAUAGAGCAGGAUCGCGUGCUGAAGCUGAUACGCAAAACAUACCUCGAGCAGCAACAUCAUACCGAGCAACAGCACCAACAUUUACUAGCUUCCAAAAAUCGUAUGAUAAAGUUGCACAAACGGUUGAAGAAUUUUCAGGAUGAGGCGGCUUGCCCGGACGAUAAAGCAUGGCUUCAGUUUAGCGUUGAGGUGAAACAAUUUCUGGAAACGGAGCCACUGAAACUGGCCUCAGCGGCUCAAGGUGGUAGCAGUGAUUGUCAGUUCGCGGUAUUUUUUACUGAGAGUGACAAGUUUUGUAAAACCAUCAGUGGCAGCUAUCGGUUGAAGGUUCCUGAUUUAAGCAAGGCUGAGCAGCUUGUACCAUUCCCGACCAGUAAGAAAAAGCACCUGAAAGUUGGUUCAGAUGUAGCGGAAUCUUGCAAAAAAGAAGCUAAAGAUUCAAAUUUAUCGAAACAUACUUCAAGGGAUAGGAAACUAUCUGACCAUAGCAGGCAUCAUGAAUCGUCCGCUAGAAAAGCGGCUAGUGUUAACGAACAAUCAAACUCUGUGCCAACACAUUCUACGCAGGAAAACAAACUAUCGGACCAAAACAAACAUUAUGAACCAGCCGGUAGAAAAACCGUCUGUUUCAUUGAACAAACCAUUGCGGCACGUGAGAAAAAACACUGCGAAGAAAGUGUUCGCUGCGGCACUUCUAGCCAGAGAUCGUCACGCGAAAAAAGGCGUUCAAAAACGGGCCUAAAACUAUACGAGCCGCGCGGAAUCAACGAAAUUGAAAGGACGAUUUUGGAAAGGUGCUUCUCGACUGUUACGGUUACCUACAUAGUAAAUCCGCACGAAAUAUAUGUACGGGACGAGUUGCACGAUGAUAUCGCGGCUGAAAUUGUGGAGUUAUGUCGAAACGAGGCGAAAGCAUACGAGACGAAACUGUUGAAGAGAAAGCACAAAUUUGAGGUGAAGGUUGAUGGGUUGUAUCUGGUGCAGCCGGAAAAUACUACCAAUUGGUAUAGAGCGUUGGUACUGGAAGCAUUCAACACCACGCCGGAACGGGUCGGACCGUACACGGUACAGUACGUGGAUUAUGGCGGCAAAGAUACUGUCGAGCACGAACAAAUGCGCCCCAUGUCGAUUGAGCUGAGCGAGAUAGAGUGGCAAGCGAUGAGAUGCUCGCUGUACAAUGUCGAUACGAUCGACCGCACUGCAACAUCCUGGCCGGCGGAAUGUUACCAGCUAGCGAUGGACUUUAUUGGCAAUCGUAAAAUGAUGCUAUAUGAGGUGGAAAGUGUAUCCGGCUGUCGGUCGGUUGAUAUUUUUCUUCCACCAAUAAUUGCUACGGAACAUGCCGCAACGAGCGGCGCCACACGGAUAGAUGUGAUGUCCUGGAAUGGUUACUACCCUCCCAUGUCGCUACGUACCACGUUGAUAACGUUGCAGCAGUGUGUCGGAAGCAGUGAAGCGAACGAACGUAACCCGCAAGCUGUUGAGCGUGUCAGGCUGCUAAAGCGCUGGAUGACACAAGCAACAGAACAGGCACAGAAACGUUGGACCAUUCGGCGUACGCCGGAGCUGACGCAGUAUGAUUUCUUUGACGUUCACAUAACCUAUUCGAAGUCGCCCGACCACUUCUACAUAAUGCCGAUGGAGUGGAAAACGAACACGUUCGACAAACUGCAGGAACAACUGAAUGAGAUGUGUGAGAAGCCGAACGCGUACAAAGUAUUCUGUCCAUACGUAGGGCUCGUCUGCGGUUUCGCGCUCGACACCGAAGAUAGUGAACGCAUUUGGUUGCGUGGUCGCAUUGAAACGAUUGUACCCGGUAGCUGUUGGAUGUAUGCGCUCGAUACGGGCGAAACCAUCAAGGUGAGCUGUAAUGAUUUGUAUCUGUUUCCACCCAACAGUACGCUUAUGUCGGUAUAUCCGCUUGCCGUGGGCUGCAGUUUGGAGCAUAUACGUCCGAAGAGUGGCAAUGGCACGAUUUCCUGGAGUGGGGAUGCGAUCGAGGAGUUUAACUUGCUGCUGAAAAGCAAAACGCUUCGAUUUGCCGUUACGAUGGGUUCGCUGUGGAACGAAUCGAAGGUGUACAGCGUGUUGCUGUAUCUGCGCAACAAAUCCGACGUUGAUACGUGCGUCAACAGGAUUCUCGUGGCGCAGGGUCACGCCGAAUGUAUCAUGGGAAGGGAAGCGGAGAUUAACGAUCUUGUGCAUAAGUCGCACACCAGGCAGGCGAUUGAUAAAGCAGCACCAGCCGGGACUGAAGCUGCGGAGCCCAGCAACAAGGUGAUCGAUCCGCGUGUGCCGGUCGAUUUGCUGAGAGUAAUUUCACCCGACGAGAUCUACGUACGGCUGAGUUCUCGUAAGGGCGAUCUGGAUGGGCUGCAACAGGCGAUACAGCAGCAUAUGGACGAAACGCUCGAUGGUGACGACGGUGGGAUAGAGGACACAUCUUCGGGGCAGAAUUCGAGCAAGAGUGACUGGUCCCCCGGUGAUAUGUGUCUCGUGUUUACGUCACCGAGCAGUGGUCACACAACCGAAUGGUACCGUGCACGCAUUACGGAAGUACAGGAAGAAGGUGAGCUGUACGAAGCGUUUCUGAUCGAUCGCGCAUUAACGUUGCAGGUGCAUCGGACCAAUGUGGCCCGUAUGGUGCCACGUAUCGCACAGCUGCAACCCGGUGCCGUCCGUUGCCAAUUGGCGUGUAUCGAACCGCUCAAGGGUAGUGACGGUUGGCAAAAGGUGACUGUCGACGGGCUGCAUAACAUCAUUGAUUCGUACGAAAAGCACGCCAUCUCGCUGGAUGCGAACCGUGCGAACAGUAAGGAUAACGAACCAACCAACGCGCACCAAUCGUUGUCCGUUGUGCUGUGGGGUGUGCGGGUGCUGCCGCAACAGGCACUUGCACCGCAGAAAACGGAAUACAGAAACAUCAACCAGAUGCUCGUCGUACGCGGUUUAGCGCACUCGUCCGGGCGCUUUCGCACGUUAGCCACGGUCGGUAACGAUGCGCUGGAAGAGCUACAGUCGGUAGAAGAAGCGGUCGAAAAGAUGACGCGCGGCGAGUACAAAAAGCUGAAAGAUUUUUUUCGGGCAAUCGCCGCCGUCUCCGCCGAAACGGAAGGAUUCGGAGCACGGGAGGAUGGCAACGAAACGGCGAAAGUUGUGCUAAAUGGCAAAGACAUGCACGCAAGGGUGGAAAUAGACGGGCCGUGCGCAACCGUACUGACGCUGGUGAAGGACGCGGUUGAGUCCAUCACCGACUGGCCGGAGAGCAUUCCAAUUGAGAAGACCGUCUUCGUGGGGAUGCCGACACACAUCGGUAACGAUGGUACCGUCUUUCUGAUGGAUCUGUGUCAGCAACCGGUGUUGAACAGUAUACGCGAUACGAUCCAGGAGUACGUGGCGAAGAAUGGUCUGCUUUCGCCGACAACGCUUUCGGUCACAUACAAGCCGGGCGAACCGUGCCUUGCCCGAUAUCAUCUAGACGAGAUGUUCUACCGUGCCACUGUUGUGGCUGUUAUCGAACGUAACAAGUAUCGUGUAUUGUUCGUCGACUACGGUAAUGAGGAAAUGUGUCAUGGUGAGGAUUUGCGCAAGGACAUCGUUUGCGGACGGGUACCGGUACAGACGAAUCGGUUUCGGUUGAGCGGCAUCGUUCCGGAACAAAUAUGCAAGCAGACGGGUACGUGGCCUGAAGAUGCAAUCAUCUUAAGUCAUGGACUGAUCGUACAGCAACUAUGCAAAGUGCACGUCGACACGUCCAUCUGGACACCGAACAUUAGCCAAGAAGCACAGGUACGCCGUCCCAUUCCCUGCAAUCUGUUUCGACUCAACGAUUUGGUCGAUGUGCGCCAAACGCUGUUAGAAAUAGGCAAUUUUAAAAGCCACGUUGAACAGAAGGAUGAAUCGGACAGUGUGUGCGACACGGCUGUUUCGCGUGUAUCAAACCGGUACGAAUCAAUCGACUAUCAGUUGGCGAAUACUGCACCAGAACGUAGCUAUUCACCACGAUUCUGUACACCGGAGCAGCGUGAUCUGAUGCAAUUUGUGCGAGAGUUGGACACGGAUUAUGAUUUCGAUAGCUUCACCAAGAAGUUUGAAGAUCCGAACGAAAUGCUGGAAGAACCAAAUGACGAUAGCGACGACUAUCUGAACCGUGCCCAAGUGCUCAACGUAAAUGCAGCUGACCUUAAUGAUGAUGCAUCGGACGACAGUAGUCUGACCGAGGAUGUAAGUGUGAGUUCCCUGCUGUCAUCCUUCAACCCGGACCAUCUUGAUUCGUCCACCCGACUGUCGGCAGAUGAGCUCCACUCUCAGUCAAGUGUCCCGACCGGUAUGCAGACUGAUCCGUUGCCACGCGCUAGCCCAUUUGCAUCACCGAUCGAUCCGAAUCGAACGGCCGGAUUUUUCGCCAACUUUGUCAAAUACGGUCCCGGCCUUACGGUGCACCUGUUUCCCCACAUCGAAGGACAUUCGCUACGGAUGAUAAAUAUGACGCAGAGAAUACAGCGCUUGGUCAGAUCGCAACCCGAGCUGCUUAAAUGGCAGGCGCGCCAGGUCGAGGUAGGUGAACCGUGUCUUGCACCGUACAGUGCGGAUGGUUUCUACUAUCGUGCGAUCAUCGAAAAGGUGUUCGAAGAGAGCAGCGAAGUGUCCAUCAUGUUCGUCGACUACCUUAAUCGGGAUACCGUAGCGAUCGCGGAUUUGCGCAAAUGUCCGAAAGAGCUGCGCAACAUUCCGCUGCGCAAUGCGGAGGUGCAGCUGAAGGGCGUUCGUGUGAAUCAGCGAUUGCGCCAAGCCGACAUUGGCCGACGUAUGCUGGAGGUGUUGAUACAACCAUUCUACGUACGGAUUACCCCGGCGACGAAACCGUCCUCCCAACCGGGUGAAACGCUUCAGCCGGAGGUAGAAUUAUUCAGCGAUUACGAACGGGGCGUCCUUGCUUAUGACCAAAUGAUCAAAGAACGGUUCCUAUAUACUAGCGAUCCCUAGGGGUGAUCGGGGUGGGUGAUAAAAUUUUGUUUUUUUUUCAAUUUUAUUUUUGUUGUUUGACUUUAUUGAUAAAAAGUUAGAUUAUCCUCAUUGCUUAUAUUUCAUCAGCACAAUUCGUUUUUCAUAUCAUUUACAUAUUUACUUUUAAGAUUGGUAGGAGUUUUGAUUUGGAAGUUUUUUUUCAUUAUACUUCUACCGCAGGUACACCGUUGAAGUACAAGAAAUCGCUAGGUAUAAAUAUUAAAGAAGAUUUUUCAUUUGAAUUUGAACUCCCGUGCAUCUAGGCAGGUGUGAAUAAUACGAAUGCCAACGAAAAUAAUGAUGUGACGAUACAAAAUCUGUAAUGUGAUUAUUAAACGAUAGAAGAACGUUAAAGCGACGCAGCAGAUAAAUCUAAAUUACAAGUAGCAAAGCUACAUACGAAUACGAAUACAUGCACUUUAUAGAGAUACGAAUAUGUUAUCCGUUGAAUAAUUUACAAAAGGGGAAAUAAACAUGUAACCAUAUACAAAGACGAAACCACACCAAACAAGAGUGUUAUUCUGUUAUUCACAUAAAUCCGAACAAACCGACUAUCCUUGGGAUAAGCUUGCAGCAGCGGGGGCCUGAUAAGAAAAUGGCAUUGCCGUAUAGAAAUCGCGUUAACCACGCGUUAUCUCGGUAAAGUCCAUUUCCGUGUUGUGUGCCAAACGCUGCGAAAUCAUCAUUUGUGGCUUUUGGUCCUAUUUUCAAGAGCGGAAGUAACUUUGUUUUAUUAUUAUCUCGCUAUCGAUACGCGAAAUGUGGACACUUAACGACGUUAACCGGAUGCGCGGUCCACGAACUGCGCACGGUAGCUUUUAAAUCGAGCACAUAAAGAUAUGGGAUUUU